Dentiscutata heterogama is the source of this 603-nucleotide messenger RNA. The record is from the annotation of a GenBank genome assembly. NCBI's taxonomy places the organism in Eukaryota, Fungi, Glomeromycota, Glomeromycetes, Diversisporales, Gigasporaceae.
UACCAUUAACGGAGGCACAACGAUACCAAACGGAGCAAUUCCUACAAGUUUGUUCCAAUUACCGAACAUGAACACAUUGACAAUUUCAUCAACAUCGCUUUCAGGGCCUAUACCUGACACAUUCGAUAAAAUGCCUGCUCUAAAGACAUUAUCAUUACAAAGUAAUCCACAACUUGGUAAAACUAUACCAUCGUCUAUUGGGUCAAUUGCUCUUAAUAAUCUAAUAAUUAACGGGCAGGGAAUCUCAGGAACUAUUCCAGAUUUCAUUGGAAAUAGUAACAUACUGCAAAAAUCUCUACAGACUUUAGAGUUGAGUUCUAACGCAUUAACCGGAAUGAUACCAGCGUCUUUGAUGCAAUUCUCUGCCUUAAAAUCAUUAGUGUUGGGAAUCAAUCAAUUAUCGGGAUCCAUUCCUACAACGAUUGGAUCCGCCAAAUUUCAAAAAACCAUAAAUCAAUUGGAUUUUGGUAAUAAUACGCUAACGGGAACCAUUCCUGAUUCACUAUCGCAACUGCCAAAUUUACAAUUUUUGUAUUUGGGCAAUAAUCAAUUUAGUGGGCAGAUUCCUACAUCAUUGGCAACAUUGACGAAUUUGAAAGAAUU